AGUCGCAUCGGAGCCGCCGUGUGGUGAGGGCCGGGACGUUGUCGCCGCUACGUUGCUGAUUGCGUUGAAUUGCGAUUUGUGCUGCCUUGGAUAUUGGCUACACACCUGUUGCCAUAGAGGAGCUGCUUUGAUAAGGGCUGUGGAUGAGGAAUAAUGAGCUACAAGCUUCAUUAAACAGGUUUCUGAGGCUCGAUGGCUCUCUCUGGAUGAGGGUGUAACUCUUGAUGGCCCAUCAUGGCCAGCCGGCCGCGCCGCCCGCGCUGGUGCCACGGCGGCCGCCUGCCGCCGGUCGGCCCCCGGCCGCCCUGCCCGCGCUGGCGGCCGUGCACCGACCGCCGCCGCCUCCGCCGCCGCCACCGCGGCCCCCUGCGCGCCGCGAGGUCACACUGCAGAGUCCGCGACCCGACCAGCUGCGCGCCUUCAACAUCUACUCAACAACACCGUCGGCAUCCGGGGAUCGAACCGACGCCGGGCGCGGCCGACGACCGGCGUCGGCGCACGGCAAGGCCGGCGGCGACAGCGGCUGGCACGGCAGCGCGGCGCCGGCUAAGCCGGUGAGUCGGCAGCCGGUGCCGCUGAAGCCGCCGCCGCCGCCGGCCGAGGAGCCGGAGCCGAGCCUGCGCGACUCGUUUGUGUGCUCCGUGUGCGGCCGCUGCCGGUGCGAGGCGUGCCGCGAGCCGCGCCCGCUGCCGCAGCACCUGCUCUGCGGCCAAAAGUGCGUACUCUCUGCCGAGACGUGCGUGGACUGUGUGUCGUGUCUGUGCUGCGUGAAGGCGCUCAGCUAUCACUGUUCGUCUUCGGACUCGGGCUCGCGCGACGCCGACAAGCCGUGUUCGUGCGGCGCCGGCAGCGCGGGCUGCUGCCUGCGCUGGACCGGCCUGGGACUGCUGUCGGCCGUGCUGCCCUGUCUCUGGUGCUACUGGCCGCUGCGAGGCGGCGUCAAACUCUUGGAGAAGUGUUACCAGCGGCGCACCGGUGCCGGCUGCACGUGUCCGGCGACCAGCCUGCUGCAGCGGUGAGCGACGGACGGCCCGGGCGGCCGCUCAUCUGUGAUUCGCCGACGAACGCCGGCGCCAGCGCGGCGAGAGGGAAUGUGAGCGACUGGGUGAGAGCCGAGUGUGAGAGAGCGAGAGCGAGAGCGUGGCUGGUGGCUGUUGACCGGUAUCGGUGCGGUGGACCGCUGUGGGCUGCACCCGGGGCAAUCGGAUAUUACAUAGUCAGCAGGCAUGUUCUGUAUAUUUUGUACAUCCAACUAUAGAGAAAUAAUUUAUUUAUAUGGUGGGUUUACUUCGGAAACCGGCGAUGUACAAGAUUUGCUAAGGAGUAUUUAUUCGCGCGAUAGCUAGAAUUUUCUGCGCGUGACAAGGUGCUAGUCAACGUUUCGUUAAAACCCGCUGACCCGCCCGCUCCUGUUCCCGUGCUCCGCUAAUUCCUCUCGUCUGCCUCUGUCGUUUGCUGGGCGCCGGUCGCCGCACUGCUCUGUCCGCCUCAGCUCGUGUCCGCCGGCACAGCCCGUGUCCGCGGACAGCCGCGGUGUGUCCGCAGCCGGACACAGUGUGUGUCAGCCGCCGCCCCAGGUCAGGUCGCCGCUACCGAUCACCAGCAGCCCACGGCCGCUCUCAUGUAUUGGAUGAUGCGUUUUCCUUAACCGAGUUAUACAGUAUUAUCUAGUCCCUGUUGGCGGUGCCCAGGCGCCCCUGCCGCACACGUUGUUUGUUGGUUGUACUGCUAAUUACAAAUAAAUGCAGUGCGUUGUGUGUAUGUAUAACUGUACAUGUAUGUAUAAAUGUACCGGCUGUACGUGAUCAAUACAGCUACAGUGAACAAUGGA
Amphibalanus amphitrite is the source of this 1831-nucleotide messenger RNA. Its product is annotated as protein sprouty homolog 2-like. The coding region runs from base 225 to 1019 and encodes 264 amino acids. Gene Ontology annotation, biological process: multicellular organism development; negative regulation of Ras protein signal transduction; animal organ development. Gene Ontology annotation, cellular component: membrane; cytosol. The record is from RefSeq and is a predicted model, not a curated record. The transcript has 3 exons. Lineage: Eukaryota; Metazoa; Arthropoda; Thecostraca; Balanomorpha; Balanidae.